UGUCACACCAAACAAUCUUUUUUCCAUCCUGAAACUGAUGGUUUGGAAGAUUUUUUCGGCAUUUGCCUCACAUGCAGUGAGUCUUAUUAUAGAAGGCCGGAAAGAUGUUUUGAGAAAAGUUACCCAUGAAACGCACGAACGCAGGUGGCUAAGUAAGGGAAACGAUUUAUGUAAAGGAAUGGUGAUAGGCACACCCAUGAGUACAGAUCUUACUAAGAGGGUGAGAGACAUCUAUACAAAAUGCAAAUCUAGUAAAGGCGGCAAAUCUAGUAAAGGCGGCAAUACACCAUUGAUGAUGGCGAUAGAUAUGGGACUUAUGGAUAUGGUUUGGGGAUUCAUAGAAUGUGCAAGACAAACAAAUACAGAUCUCGAAACGGGUCAAAAGGGGGAUGGGUGUGUUCAAGAAUUCUUUUGGCUCUAUAACGAUAAGAAGCAAACAGCAUUUGACAUUGCAGUUAAAAAAGGACAUGUGGAGGUGGCGAGGCUAUUGUUGAAGAAUGCGCAUUGUUGGUGUUUGAGAUGGCAGUGGAUUCGGAGGCGAGAAGCUCUACUUCACCUGAUAAAUCAUGACCCGAAGUUUGACGGCUUCAUUUUUGAUAUGUUAGUAACAUCUACUGCAGUGCAUGGCAACGGUCAAAGAGGCAAACCGGCAAGAGUGCAUGGCAACAGUCAAAGAGGUAUUAUCAUGUAACAAGUUUUUGUUAUUUUGCUACUUUCUGGAGACUACAAAAUUAUUCCUACGCAAAAAAUAUUCACGUUUACACAAAAAAAAAAGGUAAAUAAAUAAAAGGCACUUUGCUGCCGAUUAAAAAAAUAAGAGUUAAGUGUCAUUUUAGUCCCUGUCAUUUUAGUCCCUGUGGAUCUAAAAAGGUUUUACCGUUGUCAUUUUAGUUCAAAGAUUUCAUUUUUCGC
Molecule: messenger RNA, 912 nt
Organism: Helianthus annuus (common sunflower)
Lineage: Eukaryota; Viridiplantae; Streptophyta; Magnoliopsida; Asterales; Asteraceae
Exons: 2
Coding region: 38-691 (217 amino acids)
Molecular function (GO): protein binding
Source: RefSeq, a predicted model, not a curated record